UAAAACCGCGCUUUCCAGCUUCCUCAAUGAAUUUUGAAAAACCCAAAAAAACCACAAAAUGAGUAGUAAAUUCUCAUACUCGGAGCCCCACAUUUGUCAAUGCCUGACCCGCCUCUCAACUCUCCGGAGUGAUGACGUGGUCACUAUCACCGGCAACCGGCAAAAGACCGGCAGGCAAUUUGCCGACGAAGUGUUGUGCCUUGCUCGUGGACUUCUUCAACUCGGCGUCGCCACCGGUGACGUUGUUGCCAUCUCUGCUUUCAACAGUGAUAUGUAUAUGGAGUGGUUACUAGCCAUUGCAUUCGUUGGAGGUAUAGCUGCUCCUCUUAAUUACCGAUGGAGCUUUGAAGAGGCAAGAUUGGCAAUGCUGGUUGUGAGGCCAGUUAUGUUGGUUACUGAUGAGAGCUGUCACUGCUGGUAUUCGAACUUCCAAAAGGAUGACAUACCUUCCCUGAGGUGGCAUGUUUCUUUGAAUUCCCCCUCCUCAGAUUUCAUGAAGAUGUGGAAUGUAUUAACUACUGAAAUGCUCAAGAAGAAUUCUGUAAGUUCUCAACCAUUGAACUACUGCUGGGCACAUGAGGGUGCUGUUAUAAUAUGCUUCACAUCAGGAACCACUGGGAGGCCAAAGGGAGUUACUUUAAGCCAUGCAGCUUUGAUUAUACAAUCGUUAUCAAAAAUUGCCAAUGUUGGUUACGGUGAGGAUGAUAUUUAUUUGCAUACUGCACCAUUGUGCCACAUUGGUGGUCUUUCGUCAGCCAUGACCAUGCUAAUGGUUGGAGGUUGCCAUGUCUUAAUUCCUAAAUUUGAGCCUAAAUCAGCCCUCGAAGCCAUAGAACGACACAAAGUGACUUCUUUUAUCACUGUCCCUGCAAUAAUGGCUGGUCUAAUUUCUUUAAUCAGGCAGAAGGAAACUUGGAAAGGGAUGGAGACUGUGAACAAGAUAUUAAAUGGAGGUGGGGGUCUGUCAAUUGAGCUUAUCAAGGAUGCCACCUUAUUCUUCCCAAGAGCUAAGCUUCUCUCUGCUUAUGGGAUGACAGAGACAUGUUCUUCGCUAACCUUCAUGACCAUCUAUGACCCAACAAUGAAAACCUACAGUCAGCACCAUCAGACUGUUGCUAAUAUAAAAUAUACUUCGGUUCACCAACCACAAGGUGUUUGUGUUGGCAAGCCUGCACCCCCUGUAGAAUUAAAGAUAUGUGUCGAUGGCUCUUUUCCUGCUGGAAGAAUUUUAACUAGAGGCCCACAUUUAAUGCUCAGAUAUUGGGGAGAAAUUCCAGCAAAGGCAGCUCACUCCUGCAAUGAGAGUUGGUUUGACACAGGUGAUGUUGGGUCCAUUGAUGAAUAUGGUAAUGUAUGGCUCAUUGGACGAGCAAAAGGGCAAAUUAAGAGUGGAGGGGAGAACAUUUACCCUGAAGAGGUGGAGGGAAUCCUGUUACAACAUCCAGGAAUUGUUGGUACUGUCAUUGUGGGAGUUCCAGAUGCUCACCUGACAGAGAUGGUUGUUGCUUGUGUUCAGUUGAGAGAACAUUGGCAUUGGUCUCAUGGAAGCUUUGAACACUCAUCUAAAAACAAAGUGCCAGUCUUAUCUGGUGCAAUUCUCCGACGUUAUUGUAGAGAAAAGAAUUUAACUGGGUUCAAGAUUCCAAAGGUAUUUAUUUUAUGGACGGGAACAUUUCCAGCCACAACAACUGGGAAAAUAAAAAGAGAUCAAGUUCGAAGAGAAGUUAUAUCUCAUCUCCAAUCCUUGCAUAGCAGCUUAUGACUAUCUCACUUGGUUGUUCGGAGCAUCAUAUCAGUAAGCAAUCCAUCCACAUUCUAGUCACCAGCACACAUAUCUGAAAGAAACAGCUGCACUCUGGAACAGUAAGAGUGGAUGUUGUGACUUGUGAGGAUAUGUAUGCCACAGGGCCAUAUUAUGGCUCCUCGAAAUAAAAUUCUAGAACUUCCUUUUAAUUAUUCAUGGUGUAGUUUGAUUGCAUAAACUCUAGAGCUCCUUUUGAUGAUAAUGUGCAUUAAUUCUAAUUAUAAAUGAGCUAGGAAUGACAUAUUCAGCUCCA
This is a messenger RNA of Quercus lobata, 2057 nucleotides long. It is a transcript of the gene AAE14, whose product is annotated as acyl-activating enzyme 14. Gene Ontology annotation, biological process: fatty acid metabolic process. The coding region runs from base 59 to 1762 and encodes 567 amino acids. The record is from RefSeq and is a predicted model, not a curated record. Gene Ontology annotation, molecular function: medium-chain fatty acid-CoA ligase activity. NCBI's taxonomy places the organism in Eukaryota, Viridiplantae, Streptophyta, Magnoliopsida, Fagales, Fagaceae. The transcript has 10 exons.